Molecule: messenger RNA, 528 nt
Organism: Plenodomus lingam JN3
Lineage: Eukaryota; Fungi; Ascomycota; Dothideomycetes; Pleosporales; Leptosphaeriaceae
Source: RefSeq, a predicted model, not a curated record
AUGAGAGUAUUCCUCGGUGAUCUUCGCGUUUGGCAAAUCGUUCAUAUAUCUGCUGCUCUUUCAAGACUUGAGAUCAGACAGUUCCUUGUGGAGAGGGGUCUUGAUAAUUGUCUUCAAGGGGUUACCAACGGCAACGAUGCCACAAGUAACGGCAUCUUUCCGUUUAAACCCAAUCGGUUACUUGAUCUCAUCCAAUAUGUGAACAGCUCGCAACUUCACGAACAUCCGAAUCUCCGCAAAUUCAUUACAAUAGGGAGACUUACGAUGAUCUUUUAUGGCACUUUCCCGGCCGUUUUAUACCGGCAUAUACAGUGGUCAGAAUGUACUUUCUCGUCGAGAGGGAGGAGUGGUUCCCUUAUGAAGAGCCACUAUACGAACGCAUUAGUGGCGGACGGCGGACGAAGGGAAAAUGACAAACGUGUUACGGAAGAGGCAGAAGCAGUGCGAGCGAUGCAUACAAGUAGAAUAUCCAUAGCGCAAGAGGGCAUACCGAGACCUUAUAGAGCUCCACUCAUGCGUAUAUGGUAG